AUGCCUAACGUAUCGGAGUCGCGCGCGGCGCGGUGGCAGGUCGUGUACGCGCGAUUGAGUUCCACCUCUAAUCACGCUGUGUAUGCCUUAGCGACCACAGCCCAUAUUUUGAUCAACCGGGCAAUCCGACCGCAGGGCCAAGGCACGAUCGUUCCAGCUGUAUCGCCUCCGCCCAGCCCAUACACAAGCCGGAGAUGGUGCAUGCAUGGUCUUCUGACCGGCGCAGCCAUCGCCAUCCCCAGCCCGGCGCAGCUGAUCCCCAGCUGGAAGGCAGACCGUCCAACCUUGAAUCAAAGUCGAUUCCCGAUUCCCGACUCCCAAGUCCAGUUAUCGCAGUGGCGCCCACCAACCUCGAAACCAAUCAUCCAUCUUCGGCGCACGCAAACCCCACAUAGCCAACCCAGCAGUGCUUCCUCUACUUGA
Aspergillus homomorphus CBS 101889 is the source of this 423-nucleotide messenger RNA. RefSeq lists its product as uncharacterized. The coding region runs from base 1 to 423 and encodes 140 amino acids. Lineage: Eukaryota; Fungi; Ascomycota; Eurotiomycetes; Eurotiales; Aspergillaceae. The record is from RefSeq and is a predicted model, not a curated record. The transcript has a single exon.